CUACUUGGCUGUGACAAGUUCAGAAAGGAGGGAGCAGGAGGGAGAGGGAGGUACUCUCGGUCUUGCUUUUUUACAGAAAAAUAGUUAACUCGGCUGAAACUGAAACAGGACAAGACUUGUUAAAGAAAAGCACCACCAGGCUGUCUCUCCUUCAUUCUCUCAGUUUCCUGCUCAAGGAAGCCAUUUUGUACAGGCUGGAGUCUAAGGACAACAAACUUUUCCCCCCCUUCUUUCUCCUUCCUCAAGUGUUUCCUGUGAAAAUUGAGACUUUCUCAUCAGCAGAACAACUUCUUCACCCGAGAAGGAGGAGUGGUGGGUAGGAGGGGAGAAGUUUUUCUCAGUCUGUCUCACGCUUGCCUCGCCGGGAUAAUGAAAGAAGACGUGUGAGUGCAGAUGACAAAAGAUCAAGAGGGAGAGAUAGAAAGAAAGAAAAGAAGAAGCAGGUCUUCCUGGAUAGGGAUCUCCUCUUGACUCCUCUGGGAGAAGGGGUGGUCACAGGGCAGAGACUCCCAGUAGCGGUGUGUAUUUGUCUGUGGAUCACCGUGUCGACACCCUCGCGCUCCUGCUCUUUUGAGGGAGGUAGAGCGUGCGCGUGUGUAGCGAGGGAUGGCCAACGCCAGCCCCUGUAUGUCGUCGGGACCCCUAUCCCAGGUCUUCUUCCACACGGGGGGCCCCUCUCCCCCAGGCUCUGUGGUGAUGCAGCAGGGGACCCCCAUGGUCGUGCCUCCCUCCCCUGCUCACGGUGGUCUCCCCCCUGUGGAACUGGGGGCUGGGCUGGGCCCUGGGGGGGUUGCCAAUUCCUACGUGCCCCCCACCCCAGCUGGGGUCUCCUUCAUCAUCCAGAUUGGGCUGACCAGAGAGUCAGUGCUGCUGCCCCAGACCGCUGACCUUGCCUACGUCAAACAGAUUGCCUGCUCCAUUGUCGACAUCAAGUUCCCAGAGUGUGGCUUCUAUGGCAUCUAUGACAAGAUCCUGCUAUUUAAACAUGACACAGGCACCAACAACAUCCUGCAGCUGGUCAAGGCUCCCCAGGACAUCCAGGAGGGAGACCUGGUGGAGGUGGUGCUCUCCGCUGCGGCCACCUUCGAGGACUUCCAGAUCCGGCCUCAUGCCCUGAACGUCCACUCGUACCGCGCCCCGGCCUUCUGCGACCACUGUGGAGAGAUGCUGUUUGGACUGGUCAGACAGGGCCUCAAAUGUGACGGCUGUGGUCUGAACUACCACAAGCGCUGUGCCUUCAGCAUCCCCAACAACUGCAGCGGCGCUCGAAAGCGGCGCCUGUCCACCACGUCUCUGACCAGUAGCCCGUCGCUGCGUCUGUCCACCAGCGAGUCCCUGAGCAGCGUGGGGACCAGCUCAGUCAGCACCUGCAUGGAGGAUGCCAGCCUGAUCCGCUCUCACACCACCCAGACGCUCCCGAACUCCACCUGCACCGCGUCAGCGUCCCUGGGCCUGUCCAGCAGCGCCUCCAUCACCAGACCCAUGGCCCGCGCCAACACUCACAUGCCGCGGACCCCCAGCGAGGCGCGGCGGUUCUACACGGGCCGGCCGGUGCACCUGGACAAGAUCCUGAUGAGCAAAGUGAAGGUGCCGCACACGUUCGCCGUGCACUCCUACACGCGCCCCACCGUGUGCCAGUACUGCAAGAGGCUGCUCCGGGGCCUCUUCCGACAAGGGCUGCAAUGCAAAGACUGCAAGUUCAACUGCCACAAGCGCUGUGCGUACAAGGUUCCCAACGACUGCCUGGGGGAGACCAUAGGAGACAUGUUGAGUCCCAGUGUGGACCACGAGGUGCCUAUGGACUACAGCAGUGAGUAUGGAGACUCAGACAAGUCUUCUCUGAUGGAUGAUUCAGACGAGGCCUGCAGCAUCCCUGGCUCUUUCUCCCCCGAGAGCAGCCAGGAUGGGGUCGGCGGGGACCAGAGCGCUAACAUCCCGUUGAUGAGGGUGGUUCAGUCCAUGAGGCAGACCACCCGUCGCUCCAGCACAUCCAUCAAAGAGGGCUGGGUGGUGCACUACAGCAACAAGGACACACUGAGAAAGCGGCACUACUGGCGUCUGGACUGCAAGUGCAUCAUCUUGUUCCAGAACAACACCACCAACAAGUACUAUAAGGAGAUUCCUCUGUCUGAGAUUCUGGAGGUGCGCCCCGCAGGUGACUUCACCCUGGUCCCGCCGGGCACCAGCCCCCACUGCUUCGAGCUUGUCAUGGGCACCAUGCGCUACUUUGUAGGGGAGGACCCCAACGUCCACGUCCCCGCCCUGCCCCCCACCACCCCCCAGGCCUUCCCCUCCACACCCCCCUCCCCCAGCAACGUGGUGCCCAAUAGCGGCGUGGGGCGGGAGGUGGCCAAGGCGUGGGAGGGCGCCAUUCGCCAGGCCCUCAUGCCAGUCAUCUUCCAGGAUGCACCACCGGUAGAGGGACACACUCCUCACAGACAGGCUUCAGUCAGCAUCUCAGUGUCCAACAGUGUGAUCCAGGAGAACGUGGACAUUGGUAUGGUGUACCAGAUAUUUGCAGAUGAAAUCCUCGGCUCUGGCCAGUUUGGAGUGGUGUAUGGGGGGAAGCACAGGAAGACAGGGCGCGACGUGGCGGUGAAGGUGAUUGACAAGCUGCGCUUCCCCACCAAGCAGGAGAGCCAGCUGAGGAACGAGGUGGCCAUACUGCAGAGUCUACGUCACCUGGGCAUAGUGAACCUGGAGUGUAUGUUUGAGACUCCAGAGAAGGUGUUUGUGGUGAUGGAGAAGCUCCAUGGAGACAUGUUGGAGAUGAUCCUGUCCAGUGAGAAAGGCAGGCUCCCAGAGAGGCUCACCAAGUUCCUCAUCACACAGAUUCUGGCAGCUCUGAGGAACCUGCACUUUAGGAACAUUGUCCAUUGUGAUCUGAAGCCUGAGAAUGUCCUGCUGGCCUCUGCCGAGCCCUUCCCCCAGGUGAAGCUGUGUGACUUUGGCUUUGCCCGUAUCAUUGGUGAGAAGUCGUUCAGGCGUUCGGUGGUGGGCACCCCGGCCUACCUGGCCCCAGAGGUGCUCCUCAACCAGGGCUAUAACCGCUCCCUGGACAUGUGGUCUGUAGGAGUCAUCAUGUACGUCAGCCUCAGUGGCACCUUCCCCUUCAACGAGGACGAGGACAUCAACGACCAGAUCCACAACGCUGCCUUCAUGUACCCACCCAACCCCUGGAAACAGAUCUCACCUGAUGCCACUGACCUGAUCAACAACCUGCUCCAGGUGAAGAUGAGGAAACGCUACAGCGUGGACAAGAGCCUGAGUCACUCCUAUCUACAGGACUACCAGACGUGGUUGGAUCUAAGGGAGCUGGAGACCAAGCUGGGUGAGCGCUACAUCACCCAUGAGAGCGACGACUGCCGGUGGCAGAUGUUUGCCCGCGAGCACACGCUCCCCUACCCGGCCCACCUGGUUCCCCCUCUGCCUGCGCCUGGCUCCGACGAUGAGGCUGGAGAGGACGCAGACAUGCAGGGGCUCACCGAGAGGGUCAGCAUACUCUGAGAACCUGGAGAACCAGCAGAGGAGGGGAGUGUGGGGAGCGAGUGUAGAGACAGAGGGGCUGGCUGGAUGGAUGGUUGGAGGUCUGGAGAGUGGGGAGGGUGAGGCUGGGAGGUUUAGCUGUAGAACAGCGCCUUCUAUAGACAUGAUCCCGCCCCUGUCCGUCUACUAAAAUGGUGUCCCACUCCUGCCCAAGUCUGUCCAAUCUCCAGACCCCAUCCUUGAACACUCUCUCUUCAACCCUAGAACUCUUUGAGUUUAACAGACUGCUCUUCUGUAUCCCACAAGGACAUACUGUAUCCAGUGGUCAGGGGACGUGUAGAAUAUUGUUGCUGCAGUGUGCUCAUUCAGUCUAAACUGCAGUAUGGCAAAGGUCAGUUUGGAUGCGAGAGAGAGAGAUGGGGAGGGAGAGAGACAGACAAAAAAAAACAUUAAGGACUCGAUCGAUCCACUAAUGCGUAACUUAUACCCACCCAUAAACAAGUCCUUAUGAACCGUUCCUUUUUAUUUUCAUUGAAUGUGAUGAGUGGAAUCGCCCUGCAUGUGCUGUCAGACCUGUUUGCUGCAGACCAGUCAUUUAGUGCCUGUGAAUGGUAGAUAAAAGGCUUAUAACUGUAGGCAGCAGACCAGUGCAUGUGGGGUGUCAUGGUCUCAGAGGAAAUCUGCAGUUCAAAUGACAGCAAAGAAAACAAAGCUAGAAAUGCAUGUAGUAAUCGAAGAUUGCCCCUUUUAAAACUGUCCUCUGAUACAGUGGCUUACAAAGGAUUCACAACCCUUGGCAUUUUUCCUAUUUUGUUGCCUUACAACCUGGAAUUAAAAUGAUUUUUUGGGGGGGUGCCUGCCACUUUGUAGAUGCAAAAUAUUUUUAAUUGUGGAACAAGAAAAAAAAAAAACAGAACUUGAGCGUGCAUAACUAUUCACCCCACUAAAGUCAAUACUUUAUAGUGCCACCUUUUGCAGCAAUUACAGCUGCAAGUCUCUUGUGGAGUAUGUCUCUAUAAGCUUGGCACAUCUAGCCGCUGGGAUUUUUGCCAUUCUUCAAGGCAAAACUGCUCCAGCUCCUUCAAGUUGGAUGGGUUCCGCUGGUGUACAGCAAUCUAAGUUAUACCACAGAUUCUCAAUUGGAUUGAGAUCUGGGCAUUGACGAGGCCAUUCCAAGACAUUUAAAUGUUCAAUUCUGACCAGUUUCCCAGUCCCUACCGAUGAAAAACAUCCACUCAGCAUGAUGCUGCUACCACCAUGCUUCACUGUGGGGAUGUUAUUCUCGGGGUGAUGAGGUGUUGGGUUUGUGCCAGACAUAGUGCUUUCCUUGAUGGUCAAAAAGCUAAAUCUGACCAGAGUAUCUUCUCCCAUACGCCUUUUGGCAAACAAAUGUUUUUGCUUAUUUUUUUCUUUAAGCAAUGGCUUUUUUACUUGCCACUCUUCCGUAAAGCCCAGCUCUGUGGAGUGUACGGCUUAAAGUGGUCCUAUGGACCGAUACUCCAAUCCCCGCUGUGGAGCUUUGCAGCUCCUUCAGAGUUAUCUUUGGUCUCUUUGUUGCCUCUCUGAUUAAUGCCCUCCUUGCCUGUUCUGUGAGUUUUGGUGGGUGGCCCUCUCUUGGCAGGUUUGUUGUGGUGCCAUAUUCUUUCCAUUUUUUAAUAAUGGGUUUAAUGGUGCUCCGUGGGACGCUCAAAGUUUUUUUUAUAACCCAACCCUGAUCUGUACGUCUCCACAACUUUGUCCCUGACCUGUUUGGAGAGCUCCUUGGUCUUCAUGGUGCCGCUUGCUUGGUGGUGCCCCUUGCUUAGUGGUGUUGGAGACUCUGGAGCCUUUCAGAACAGGUGUAUAUAUACUGAGAUCAUGUAACAGAUCAUGUGACACUUAGAUUGCACACAGGUGGCCUUUAUUUAACUAAUUAUGUGACUUCUGAAGGAAAUUGGUUGCUUAGGGGCUUCGUUGCAAAGGGGGCGAAUACGUAUGCACACACAGCUUUUCCAUUUGUUGUUUUUUUCACUUCACCAAUUUGGACUAUUUUAUGUAUGUCCAUCACAGGAAAUCCAAAUAAAAAUCUACUUCAAUUACAGGUUGUAAUGCAACAAAAUAGGAAAAAUGCCCGGAACUGUCCUGGUUGGUGCAACGCCAUUAUUGAUGAUGAGUUAUUAGGGAAGAGUGGAGACUGCUCGUCAUCGGAAAUGCUAAAUCACAAAGCCAUAGUGGGGGGGGGGGGGGCUCUUUUAGAUACAGUAGAAAGUCAACAAACGGCCCAUCUUUGGAGUCAAUGUUAAAGUGUGGGAGGAGUGCUAUGAUAUUGAUGACUGACUAUGAACCUAGCGUGUCAACAAGUUGCAUGUCCAUGUGCAGUAGAUUUGUCUAGAAGAAAAGCAUAGUUAUGAAGGACUAUUAAUGUACACGUAUAACCAUGUCUUUAUGUAGUGUGAUCGAUGUACGCCUGGCGAAUGUAAACCUAUCGAAGAUCCCGGCAUUUAUAUGUAACAUCAGUACAAACCUUGACAUAC
Messenger RNA from Oncorhynchus masou masou (cherry salmon), 5999 nucleotides. It is a transcript of the gene prkd2, whose product is annotated as protein kinase D2. NCBI's taxonomy places the organism in Eukaryota, Metazoa, Chordata, Actinopteri, Salmoniformes, Salmonidae. Bases 607 to 3507 code for a protein of 966 amino acids. The record is from RefSeq and is a predicted model, not a curated record. The transcript has 18 exons. Gene Ontology annotation, molecular function: protein serine/threonine kinase activity; ATP binding. Gene Ontology annotation, biological process: protein phosphorylation.